UGAAUUUGAAGGGCCUGACGCUCCAAAAGAACACUAACUUUUUCAGCGGUAGUUCCAUCGAAGCCACAACCUACAUUCUUUCGUGUAGCGACCUAUCCUGUUAUUCCGAAUUUCAAGUAACAUCCGAUAUUUUUACAGAAGUCGCCCCUUGAGUAUUUUCUUUCAUCUGUGCUACGGCGUUUCUCUCGAGGUUGGCCGUGAAAAACUGCGCCACCAUCAAGAUGGCGGCUUCAGCAGCAGACAAGGGAUCGCACUGCACGAACGUGCGUCCGCUUUUUCUUUUUUCAUACAGAACAAGAGUUAUUCCGACAGGAUUGCACCCCAUGCGAGUGCUUUAUUCCUCCCGUAGGGCAAUUCGUGCCUGCACAAUGCGCUCCUCCGGCGGAAAAACCAUCGAUACUGUUUAUGUUGCCUAUACAUUCCCUGAUGAAAGAAUGGAGAACCCAUUCGACACGAACGGGAAGGCGAAGGGUAGUACUGUUCCAAAAGAGUUGACGGAGAACGUCGUGGAGCCCGGACAGUUAUACUUUUCCCUGCGGGAAAACGCCAACAAAUGGCUGACGAAAGAAAUCGCACAAAUGAAGGAGGCCCCGACGUUGCUGUGUCUAAUGGAGAUGACCGGCCCAGACACUUUCCGGGAGCAUUAUCGUGCGGUGUUCGGGGAGGGUGGCUGUGGAAAUCAGCGUUAUCAGUUGGCGAUGUUCGGGUGCGGGUCUAUCUCUAUGCAGAGCAGAGAUGCAGCGAAGAUCGAGGCCGAAGUUUCUGAUUUGCUCGCGCUUGUGGAGGGCUCUUCUCUCGUUCCUGGAAGUUGUGGUCCCAAGGAGUCGAGCUGCACUUUUGCGGAUGGAACAAACGGAGUCCCAGCCGCGGAUCGGUGCGGCGCCUAGAAGAUGAGGACGGAACGAGGACGAGAUGUAAGUACAUUGACUCAACAUACGCAAAUUUGAUGAUCCGCCUCGGCUGCUGUGAACUCCUUGCGUGCCCCUUACUUCCAUGCGCUUUCAUGCCUUAAUAAUUCGAUUUAUCUCUGUCGACCCCACAGGAAAAGAUUAUCUAUCUCGUUUUCUUCUUGCGUCAGAAACUCUGUAUUUUCGAAUGGGUCCUCACGAAAAAUCAAACUGAGUGGAAUCAUCUAUCAGGUACCUUGCCAGCAGCACCAGGUGGUCGCGAAGAAGUUGAAAUUUGCAACUUUUGUCCGGGCUAAGAACAGUUCCUUAACAUUAUAACUUCCAAACCUAUUUCAAGAAUUUGAUGAUAUCGAUCACGUCCUUCACCUUGACAUGACCAUUCUACUACAUCACUGUGUGCUGGGAAAAGGUGCUCAGCCAUUGCGUUCCAUGC
Amoebophrya sp. A120 is the source of this 1341-nucleotide messenger RNA. NCBI's taxonomy places the organism in Eukaryota, Dinophyceae, Syndiniales, Amoebophryaceae. The record is from the annotation of a GenBank genome assembly.